GUGGGCCAAAGAGAGGGUCUCACCUUUAACCUGGUCAAAACAGAACUCCAACACUUCGCCAGGGGUUGGAAAAGUAACAAUCCCACCUGUUCAAUCCAAACCCCGGAGGGCACAGCAGAGAUUAAACCUCUCCAACUCAAUGAGGCCACACGAUGGCUGGGUAUCUGGUUUGACUGGAAACUCAAAUUCAGAGUACACACCCAGACACUGGCAGCCAAGGCAAAACUGGCCGCUAAUGGCAUACAAGCCCUGGCCAACACUGUACGAGGAGUUAAAGCUCCCCUACUGCGGCAAGCGACAAUUGCCUGUGUGGUCUCAGUCUUAUGUUAUGGGGCUUGUGACAACUCAUAUAUGACGGAUCAACACUGCAGCAAUGAAUGAUACAUCGCAAAUGCUGCUACUCAGCCAUGUCGCCAACAACCUCUAUAAAACCCCUUUAUCAUCUAGAUAUAUUUCCUCUUCUCUUCCCUUCUCCAGAUUUGAUAUUCUCGUCGAUGG
Aspergillus ruber CBS 135680 is the source of this 498-nucleotide messenger RNA. RefSeq lists its product as uncharacterized. The annotation marks the transcript as partial. Lineage: Eukaryota; Fungi; Ascomycota; Eurotiomycetes; Eurotiales; Aspergillaceae. The record is from RefSeq and is a predicted model, not a curated record. The transcript has a single exon.